Molecule: messenger RNA, 393 nt
Organism: Triticum turgidum subsp. durum (durum wheat)
Lineage: Eukaryota; Viridiplantae; Streptophyta; Magnoliopsida; Poales; Poaceae
Source: the annotation of a GenBank genome assembly
AUGGGCAUGGCUGAGAAGGGGUCGGCAGCAAGGAAGGCCGGGCUGAUCACCAAGACGCUGGACCGGUGCCGGAGCACGACGGCGAGGAACAACAAGCCGGCAGAGGGCUGCUUCUCGGUGUACGUCGGUGCGGGCAGGCAGCGGUUCGUGGUGCGGAUGGAGUGCUUAAACCACCCGCUGUUCCGGGCACUGCUUGAGGAGGCCGAGGAGGCGUUUGGGUAUGCCGACUCGGGACCCCUUGAGCUGCCCUGCAACACCGAGGCAUUUACCAAGGUGCUGGAGAAGAUCGAGGAGGAGAAGCAGAUGUCGGCUGGGAGGAGGCAUGGCCUCGCCAGGGGGAACUCCUACCGGCUGCUCAGCACCGGCCGGCCUGUCAUCAUUGGCCGGUCGUAG